UUAUUCUCUUCCCAUUUAAUUUAAUCUCAUUCUUUCUUCUCCCUUUCUUCCACCUUCCUCCUAUUUAGACAUUUACUUCUUCUAUUUUUAACAUUAUCCCACUCUCUUUCCAGCACAUUUGUCUCCUGGUUUCCCAAUCUCUCUCUCUCUCUACUUCUAUUCCCUUUUCUUUAUCUUCCAAUCUCUCUCUCUUACUGUCUUAUUUUCUUUCCUCUCCUAUCUUUCUCUUGUAAUUUGAACCAACUCGCCCUUCGCCCUUCCAUUUGGUUUAUCUUUUCUCACUCUCUUUUCCCCUUUCUCUCUGUAUCUCUCAUCUCCUCCUUUGUUGCUCAUAGUCUUUCUGCCCACCUUCAUCACUCGUUUACCAAACGCCAUACUAAACCAAGCCACAACAUAUAUUCACAACCACUCUCGCAUGCUCUUUCCAAUUCCUCUCCCCGUCGUCUGCAUUCUUUCACCGUUGACCCCACCACCACCGCCGUCUCUAUACCACUUAUCUACCCUGCUUCACCCUCCCCAACACUGUACACUAAGCAGUUUGCUAUGCCAUUAUUACUUCUCCAUCUUUCUCCAAUCCUCUCUCUCUCCCACUCUCUCAACACCUAUCUUUCUUUCACUCACUCACUCACUCAUCCUCUCACUUCCACUCACUAUGCUUUUCAUAAAAGCCAUAUUGUUUACUUUAAAUUAUACACACACAGUCCUCCUCACUCUCUGAUUUAUACUCUCUAUUAAUAAUACAAUGUCAACUAUUCCCUCUAUCUUUAGCCAUAUACAUUUAUAUAGAAGUAUUUUUUUCUCUUUCGUUUUCCCUCUCACUCUAAGUUCAUCUCUGAUUCCUAUUCAUUGAAAUUCUAUGCUUUCUUCCUCUUAUUUCCACUACUAAACUUUCUUUUUAUUUUUCUCCUCCCCUUCUCUUUUUGCUCCCCUUCUGCUAGUGUCUGUUCCACCCACCCCCUUCACUGUCACGCGUAUCCCUCACAACACUCUCUCUCUCCUUCUCUUCUACUCCCACACCAUCCAUCCAUUUCUCACAUGACUGUUUCUUUAUUUCUUUAACUCCCUCCUUUUCUUUUUCUCUUUCCUUCUCCAGUCUAUUUUUCCCAUCUUUUCUCCUCACUACCACUAUUUUAUUUUUCUGUCUCUAUCUAUAAUAUAUAUAUAUAUAUAUAUAUAUAUAUAUAUAUAUACACAUACACACACACAUAUAUGUAUUUCUCCCAACACUAAGCCCUUAAACUCUCCCCCUCUCUAUAUACUAUCUCUCUUUCUCUCUUUAUCUACCCUUCCCCUAUCUGUCUACUAAUCUAUAUCUUUAAGCACUAUCUUCCCCCUCUCUCUCUAGCUUUAUCCUUUCUACUCUCUCCCACACUCUUCGGCUUUCUCUCUUUUUCUCUGUCUCUUUUCUCUGAACACUACCUGCCUCCUACUUCCUUUAAUUUCCUUUCGUUCUUCCCACCUGCGCCCCUCUCUCUCUCUAAUCUCCAUUACUCUCACCACGCACACUCAGUUAUUUCUCAUUGUCUCUCAAUCUUUCAGACGGUCUUUGUGUAUGUAUAUGUGUGUAUGUGUGUGUUUGUCUAACCACCACACACACACACACACACACACAUAUAACCACACACAAAUACAUACAAAAACACGCGCGCGCUCGUACGCACGCUCACCCACAACCAUAUACACAGUCUUCACCACUGCUACUCCUGCUACUACCACCACCACAACCACUACUACUACUACUACUACCACUACUACUACUACUACUGCUGCUACUGAUGACCAGGUUGAAAGCGGAGCAUUUUGCAGAGACAAGACAUCUCCACAUAAAGCAAAAAACUGUGUGUCCCUUCUUUGGAGAAUGUACCAGGGGUUUCAGGGUUUUACGUCGCAGACCAGCAGCUGUGAAAAUAUUUGUGAGAAUGUAUCACUAAUGUUGUGGCAUGUUUGGGGGUUCAAAGCCCAAGUAUGACCAGAAGUUGCACUCAAGAAGAAGAAUGUGGGAUGCAAGAAAGAGGAAGAAGAAAAACAAAAAGAAACGUUGAAGAAAAGAAAGGGUAACAGUUUUACUGUGGAGACUUUAACCCUCGACUUGAUGUGAAGCUGGUUUUGUUACAUUGUUAAUAGCAACACACUGAUGUAUCUGAUAGUCUAAUGUAGUGUGUGUGUGUGUGUGUGUGUGCCACCAUAAACAGACUGUAUAACAGCUACUACUUUACAACAACCUGCAACAAUCUUCUCCCUAAACAUUGUCAUAUUGGAUUACUAAAUUUGUGUUCCUGCUGUUAAAUAGCUCUGGUGGCCAACCGGUCAUUGGUCAACCGUACUGUGACUGGAUAGUAUUGACAACUUAGCUCUGACUGAAGUAUAUUGGUCAACAGGGUUGUGACCAAUGUACUUCAGCCAUUGGAAUACUGACUGGUGAGAGAAAAAAAAAACAAACCCUUGGUCAACAUAGGCACUGACCAAAGUUAAUUAAUUAAUCAGUGUAACCUGGUGAUUGGACCUUCGACAUAAUUGAUUAUUUUAAUUCAGUAUUAAACUGGUAAUGUGAACAGUGGCACAGUGAAGAUAAAAAUAUCAUUAUAAAGAGUGGCAGACUCAAUGAAUAUGAUUAGCAGCAGAAUCAACAUAAACAGUGGCAGAACCAACAUGAUCAGGGACAUUAUCAACAGUGGCAGAAUCGUAAUAAAAAGUGACAAUACAGGCUGUGAGAGAAUGAACAUAUAACAGUGGCAGAAGUAAUAAACAGCAGUGGUAGAUAAUAAUAAUAAUAUUGAUAUUAAGAAGAACAGUAAUGACUGAAGUAUAAAGUAUCAUUUGAUGGUGAGAGACAGACGAUAAUAAAUGAUACGUGAUUUUGAAAAAUAACCGCAGGCCCUACCAAAUAUUGUUUGCUAGUGGCUUCUGUAAAUUGGUUGUGUAGGGUUACAGAAGGCAGAGAAACUGGUAUAAACAGUGACCGACAGUUAACACUUUACAAUGUGCACUGCAACCACAACAAGUAGGUAGCAAGUUGUUAAAAGGAACCCCAACAGUUAACAAACUGUACAACAGUAAACAGUAGAACAACAGUGAACAGCAGAACAACAGUGAACAAGCUGUAAAGUUACAACAACAGCAAUUGCAAUCAAACAGAAAAAUAUCUAAAUGACAAAUAAACCAUUUACACCAACAGCAACUACAACAACAACUUGGCCAUUUACAACAACAGCAAUUGUAAUAUUUCUUAUCUAUAAUGACUUUAACAGAUCCAACUAAUUGUGAAGUUAGAACAAGAAAUAAGCACAGCAGCGGCAGUGCAGUAGCUGCUGCUGCUGUUGCAACUUGUAAGCUCCCCCAGCAACAGUGCAGUUGUAUUGAUAUAUUUACACCAAGUUUCUCCUUCCAAUCAAUCCAACACUAACCAUGUAUCCAGGUCAGCCCACCUUCCCCACCCUUGAAAAUACCCAGUGUACAAUAUACGGGCAGCCUAUCUACCAGAUAAACCAGUUGAAAAUACCCGAACGAAGCCCUGUCAAUGAAACGGGCUACUUCCCCAAUCUUCUUUGGAAAGACCAAUACCAAGGUCUUGGGAUCUCUAAUAAUGUCCAAAACCUCACUCCGAACCGAGUGUCUGUCCCUUCUGUAACCCCAUCCCCCAGCCCCAGCUAUAAAAAUAGCACCAACACAAUCAGAUUUGCCAGUUCUGAGAGCAGCAAUGUUACUACAGACAGGAAUCUGCGUAUUCCUGAUGUCUCUAGGAAAAGUGUUUACCAAGGAACUACCGGUUCUGAUUCUUCACGAAUACACAAUGAAGGGGAACCGAAAAACUAUCGAGUUCUCAACAUACCAGGUAAAAGCUUUUCUUCCCCAGAGCCAGUCUCGAAUAAUCGCAUGGACACUUCUGCAAAGACACAAAAAGGGGACUUCCCAUGUAAAUAUUGCGGGAAGGUCUUCUCUUGUGAAUUCUUUUUGAAGAUUCAUACUCGCAUUCAUUUAGAAGACACAUCCUCUCCACCACCGCCACACCCCAAUCAUACCUCUCCCACCAACAUUAGCAACAAUAACAACAACAGCAACAAUCAUCUUCAUCACAACAAUAACAGUCACAACAAUGCUAUUAAUAACAACAGUCAUAUGAAUAAUAAUAACAACAACAGUCACAACAACCACAAUAACACCAGCAACCACAACAACAACAAUAACAACAAUAAUAAUAAUUUUUCUAGUAAUCAAAUUGGAGGUGGCAAAAGCGACUCCUGUUUCCAGGCACCAUCCCCUGUCAAACCCCUUCAUAUGAAUCCACACUUUAACACUGGGAACAUCAAUUCUUCUGGAUCUGCUGUUGACAAACCGUUCCGUUGUAGUAUUUGCUCAAAGACAUUCAGUCAUCUAACUAAUCUAAAACUUCAUCUUCGCACACAUUCUGGUGAGAAACCAUUUAGCUGUGAUGAAUGCGGAAAAUCCUUCGCUCAGAAGAGCAGUCUCAAAGAUCAUCGGCGUCUUCAUACUGGAGAUUUGUUCUAUUGCAGUUAUUGCAAAAAACCAUUUGCAAACCGCUUCUUUCUUCAGAACCAUGAACGUAGCCAUACAGGAGAAAAGCCUUUUAAAUGUGAUUUCUGUGGUAAAGCAUUCGGCCAACGUACGAAUCUUAAAACCCACCUCAGGACUCACACGGGUGAGAAACCAUUUCAAUGUGAUCUGUGUGACAAAUCUUUUGCGCAGUUGAAUUGUCUAAAUGACCACAGACGGCUUCACACAGGAGAUACUUAUGUGUGUGGUAUUUGCAAAAGAGAAUUCUCGAACCAAUUCUUCUUGAAAAGUCAUGAACAAACCCACAAGUCAGGAGAGAUUUUCAAAUGUACAAUCUGUGGAAAGACCUUUUCCAACAAGUUCUUUUUGAAAAAUCAUUCCAGGAUUCACAGUGGGGAAAAGCCAUAUGCUUGUGAAUUCUGCGAUAAGAAAUUCUCGCAAAACGGGAAUUUAAAGACACAUCUUAGAAUUCAUACAGGAGAGAAGCCAUUUAUCUGUGACAUUUGUGGUAAGGCAUUUGCACAAAGAAACUGUCUGAAUGAUCAUAAGAAUCUACAUACAGGUGAAACAUUCAAGUGCGAAUUGUGCAGUAAAAGCUUCUCCAACCAGUUUUUCCUAAAAAGCCAUGAACAGAUACAUACUGGCGAGACUUUUAACUGCAAUAUAUGUGGCAAAAACUUUUCAAAUAAAUUCUUUCUGAAAAACCAUUCAAGAAUUCAUUCAGGUGAGAAACCAUUUAAAUGUGAUAUUUGCGAUAAGCAGUUUUCCCAGAGAGGCAAUUUGAAAAUUCAUCUGAGAAUACACACAGGGGAGAAACCAUUCGUAUGUAAUAUUUGCGGAAAAGGAUUUGCGCAAAGAAAUUGCCUUAACGACCACAAAAGGAUCCACACUGGGAACAUGUAUUACUGCUCCAUAUGUCAUAAAGAGUUUUCUAAUGAAUUUUUUCUCAAAAGUCAUCAGCAAGUCCAUAAGAAUACAGAUGAAGUUUACACAUGCUCAAUUUGUGACAAAACAUUUAACAACAAGUUCUUCUUAAAGAACCAUGAAAUAUCCCAUUCUGGUGAGAAACCAUUUACCUGUGAAAUUUGUGACAAGUCCUUCUCUCACCGGACAAACCUAAAAACACAUUUAAGAAUACACACAGGGGAGAAACCCUUUCAGUGUGAUAUCUGUGAUAAAGCUUUUACACAGAAAAAUACCCUGAACGAUCACAAGAGGAUCCACACCGGACAGCUGUUCUAUUGCCCUGUUUGUAAUAAAGGGUUUUCUAAUCGCUUUUUCCUAAAAAGCCAUGAACUCAGUCAUUCGGACCAAAAGUCUUACGAAUGUGAAUUCUGCCAAAAACGUUUUACACUAUCAGGUAACUUAAAAAUGCACUUAAAAACACAUACUGGAGAAAAAGAUUAUAUCUGCGACAUUUGUGGGAAGGCCUUUGCCCAGAAAAACUGCCUAAACGACCACAAAAGAGUACACACAGGAGACUUGUUUUAUUGCAGCUAUUGUAAGAGGUCUUUUGCCAACCAGUUUUUCCUUCGAAAUCAUGAGCGCACGCACACAGGGGAGAAACCAUUCCAGUGCAGUUUUUGUGAUAAAGCUUUUGCUCAGCGAGGUAACCUAAAGACGCAUCUACGCAAACACACAGGUGAGAAACCAUUUCAUUGUGAUAUAUGUGGGAAGUCCUAUUCUCAGAAGAACUGUCUAAAUGAUCAUAUGCGUAUGCACACAGGAGAAUUGCUCUUGUGCCGCUUUUGUGGCAAAGAAUUUUCAAACCGCUUCUUUCACCGUAACCACGAGCGUCUUCACACUGGGGAGAUCCCAUAUCAUUGCGAGUUGUGUGGGGAAGUGUUCUCCCACAGCUCUGCGCUAAAAGCCCAUACCAAAACACACACAGAAAUAGGUAAGAAACAAGUAUUCUACUGUGACGGUUGUAAUAAAUAUUUUACAGACCGGAACAACUUUACAAAACACAACUGCUUUCAAACAAACAAUUCUGAGUUGUCGAAACAUCAGCCUUCCAUUAAGUCCCCAAUGACAAACAUCAGAACUAACAACAACAACAACAACAACAACAGCAACAGCAUCAACACCAACAUCAGCACCACCCCCACUCCACCCCCCUCUAACAACAACAACAGUAUAUACAACAGUAACAACACCACCACCACCACCAACAACAACAACAUCAAUAGCAUUAAAGCAAAUCCUACAUCUAUUCAGGAACCCACUACAGAUAUGUCAAAAGGGCCAUGUCGAACAGACUCAAACUCUUCGGCUUCUAUCAAAUCCGACUCCAGCAAAGACUCGUUGACUCCAAUAAUAGUCCCCUCACCUGCUCCCCCCACAUUCUUACACGAAAUGCCCCCCAGUUGGGAGAACAACUACAUUUGGCUGAGAGAGUUUCCUCUGCCCCCCAUGUUAAGUUCUGGCUGGACUAAUGUCCCCAACACAAUGAAUUAUGACUGGAACAAAAAUAAUAAACAAGAAGACGAAGAAAACGCUCAGCAAAGCGCUAAUUCUUCACCAAAAAGCCACUAAAGACAAAAAAAAAAGUGGAGUUUUUUUUUUGCAAUUUUUUUUUUUUCAUGUGUGCAUGUUUGUACAUAUAUGUAUGUAUGAGUGUGAGUGUGUGUGUGUGUAUGUGUCCUCCAUUUGUUAUAUUUCAUGUGUGGGAUCUGCUAUUGAAAUUAGAAGUCAACUUUUCUGACAAUCAGUGUACGAGUUUCACUGUUAGCUUGCUUUGGUUACUAGACUUUUCUGUUCAUUGUGUCCACAUCGUUGCUGAACAUAAGUGUUCACCAACACAUGUGCGUUCAGUUUUAGCCGGGGGUGUUGAAUGCGUGUUCGCUGCUUUAAUGAGAUUUUUAAAACCCAUACGUUCACUGUUUUAACAGGAUUGCUGAACGUAUGUGUGUUCACUGUUUUAACAGGUUUGUUGGACAUUUGUGUUUACUGUGUCAAACAGCAGCAAUAUCUUCUACAUAACCUCAUGUCAAGAUAUUAUAAACUCAUUUCAUUCACAUAUAAAUAUGUGUGUGUGUGUGUGUGUGUAGAAUAUAUAUACAUAUAGAUGUGUAUGUGUUUGUGUAUGUAAUUUAUGUACGAAUACUUACUCAGAUCAACAAAUGUUGACCAUACAUACACAAACACCCAAACACACACACACACACACACACACAUUCUGAUACUGUUGUAAAUACUUAAAUACAUAUAUAUUACAUAUUUGGGUACUUCUAUAUAUACAUACAUAUGUGUGUGUGUGUAAAUAUAUGUGUAUAUA
Messenger RNA from Octopus bimaculoides (California two-spot octopus), 7789 nucleotides. RefSeq lists its product as uncharacterized. Lineage: Eukaryota; Metazoa; Mollusca; Cephalopoda; Octopoda; Octopodidae. Gene Ontology annotation, molecular function: zinc ion binding; nucleic acid binding. The record is from RefSeq and is a predicted model, not a curated record.